AUGUCGCAAUCACAACCACAAAUUCCGGAAGUUGGCGAUGAGUUUCCAACAGCAGAAAACUUCAAGGAAAUGGCACAACAAGGUGCUAAGGCAGCAGGUUUUGCCUUUAGCAUUUCAUCAUCAAAAAUGUCAGGUGGUGGAAAAGGUGGCCACACCCCUUUCAUAACUUUGCAAUGUACAAUGGGAGGUAUCUACAGAAAUAACCAUAAAAUUAAUGAAGAGACCCGAAAAAGAAAAAAACUCUCAAAACGUCAAAACUGUCCUGUUGUUUUACAAGCUGUUUUAAAUGAAAACACCAGAACUUGGAUAGUAACGUCUUCCAAAAGUGUGCAUAAUCAUGAACUACUUAUUCCAUCUCAAAUUCAUUGUCUUCCUCAACAUCGACACCUCAAUACAGAGCAAAAAGAGUUGGUUCAUAUAAUGCUUAAAAGUGGGACAUCAACUCGAUCAACUGCUGAUGCGAUACACUGGAAACAAAGUACUGUAUAUACAAAAGAUAUAAUUAAUGAACGUGACCGAAUAAAAAAUGCUUUAAAUGAGAGCACAAAUCAUGACACUACAAUGCGCCUUAUAAAAAUGUUAGAGGAACGUCAAUAUAUACUUCGUCAUCUAUUAACAAAAGAUGGCCAUAUGUUAAACUUAUUUUUCACAUAUAUUGAAGCUGCACGUCAAGUAGCUAUAUGUCCAGAGGUGCUUAUAAUCGAUGCAACAUAUAAGACGAACUUAUAUAAGUUACCUCUUAUCAAUACAAUUGGUAUAAGUAAUAUCGGUAAUGCUAAAGCUCUUAACACGUAUCAAAUAGCAAUAGCAUGGGUAGCAAAUGAGCAAGAACCCACAUAUGAAUGGUUUUUAUUUACUUUAAAAGAGACAAUUUAUGACAUUUUUUUUUGUUCCCCAGAAGUAUUUGUUUCAGACAGGGCUUUGGCCCUUAGAAAAGCAACAGACAAGGUUUUUCCAGAGGCAAAAAAAAUGAUAUGCAUUUGGCAUAUGUUUGCGCAAAACUUACGAACCACAUGUAGAAAAUUUUUUGAUUCAGAUGAAGAGUAUAAUGAACUCCUGUUGGCAGUCCAGAAAGUUGCCUAUGCUGAAGAAAUGAAUGAAGUUGAAAAAGCAUUUAAAGAAAUUAGUCAAGCGAUAAUGAAAAGUAGGGAUCCUGAAUAUAUUCAAAAUUAUCUUGAAGAAUGGAAAAAAGAUGCGAAGUGUUGGAUGCAUGUUUUUACAAAGAAUUAUCUGCAUAUGGGAACCCAGUCGACACAGAGAGCGGAAGGAAGUCACAGCGCUCUAAAAAAGGCAAUAGAAGCAUCAAGUGGUUUGGAGCAAGUAUUUUUACAUAUUGAUCGUGCCUUUCGUCAACACCAACUACAAACAAAUGAAGCCCUAGGCUCGAACAUUCUUUCUGCUGAUCCAUUUAUAUGUAAUGACAAAAGGUUUGAAUUAUUGCUUGGAAAAAUUUCUAGAUGGGCGAUCGAUAGAAUCAAAAAAGAAGUAUGUGAAAUUGAUGAGAAUAAGAAUGUGAAUAAUAACUCUUGUAAUUGUAGCUUGAGAUUGAAUUAUAAAUUACCAUGUCGUCACAUCAUUCUACCAACAGGACCUGUUCCACUUAACCUCGUGCAUAAACGCUGGCAUCUAAAACAUGAUUCAGUAUCUUCAAUACCAUUAUUAUUGUCAAUUGACAUGACUAUUAGUAAAGUUCUUUACAAGCUCGAAGAAAAAUAUGAACAUCUUAAUAAUAGUGGGUCGAAAGCCACAUUCUUGCAUAAGCUUGAAACACUAGUCACUGAAGAAAUUCCAGUCCCAAAGGCACCAUUACAUAAUGUGUCUACUUUGCCUAAAAGACGUUCACAAUCUACUAAGCGAAACUCUCUUCUUAGCGAACAUCAAGAAAAAGCAACCAAAGAAAAAUCAAAAAAAGAAAAAAAGGAAAAAAAUAUAAAAAAACUAGAGACAAAACUUGUAGAAGUUCUACAACAGUCACAACAACCUUUAUUUUAUGAUCAGAUACCUAUUUUUAUACAUGAAGAUAUAAAAAACGUGGUUAAUGUAGAUGGAGAUGGAAAUUGUGGGUACAGAGCAGUGGCUGUGGGUUUAGGAAGAAAUGAAAAUGAAUGGCCAAAUAUAAGAAAGGAAUUGUUUGAAGAAUUAAAUAAAAAUGAACCUUUUUACCGAUCAUUGUUUCUUGCAAAUGAUGAUUAUGAUAUGAUUUUAAAAGAAAUUUCUUGGAAGAGCGGCCCUUGCACAUUCGAUCACUGGAUGAAAAUGCCACAAAUGGAUGAUGUUAUAGCAAAUGCUUACAAAAGACCCUUAUACUUCUUCUCACUACAAAUCAGUCUUACCUUUCUUCCAUAUCACCAUCCAUUGAACCGAAAUGAAGCACUUGCAAUCGCUUUUGUUAAUCAAAAUCAUUAUGUAACUAUGGUAUUGAAACCUGGUGCACCUGUUCCUCCAAUUGUUAAUCGGUGGACACAAUUCCCCACUUUAGCUGCAGCACGAUGGAAGUUAUUAAUCCAAGAUCGUAUUUCUCAAUUUCUCUUAGUAAGUGGUUCAACUAGUAAAACAGACACAAAAAGUAAAUAA
Molecule: messenger RNA, 2574 nt
Organism: Cetraspora pellucida
Lineage: Eukaryota; Fungi; Glomeromycota; Glomeromycetes; Diversisporales; Gigasporaceae
Source: the annotation of a GenBank genome assembly